Podarcis raffonei (Aeolian wall lizard) is the source of this 2038-nucleotide messenger RNA. It is a transcript of the gene SYS1, whose product is annotated as SYS1 golgi trafficking protein. Lineage: Eukaryota; Metazoa; Chordata; Lepidosauria; Squamata; Lacertidae. Bases 267 to 737 code for a protein of 156 amino acids. Gene Ontology annotation, biological process: Golgi to endosome transport; Golgi to plasma membrane protein transport; protein localization to Golgi apparatus. The record is from RefSeq and is a predicted model, not a curated record. Gene Ontology annotation, cellular component: Golgi membrane; trans-Golgi network. The transcript is spliced from 4 exons.
GAGGCCGUCUGGCUCUAUGGUCGGUCGAAAAAAGAGUCAGCUGCGAAGACGGGCCUGGCCGGCCGGGAAUGAAGUUUGGACCCUGUGGCGGUUUCUCGAGGCUGUUUUGGGGCUGGGAAAGUGCGGCGGCGGCGGUCCGGGGACCCUUCGGCGGCGACGGGAGAGAGGUGCUGAUGCGACUGGCCUCUAGUCAGUGAGAUGUGUGCUUGAUACUUUAAGACAUUGCCGGAUUUUGCCGAGCCAGUGGGCAGGCCCCUGCUUCAGCAAUGGCUCCACAGUUCCGCAGUUAUGUUUGGGAUCCUGCUCUUAUCCUUUCCCAGAUCACACUCAUGCAGGCAAUUUACUAUAGCUCGCUUGGGCUCUGGUUGGCUGUGGUGGACAGCCUAGUUCACAACAGCCCGUCCCUUGACCAGAUUUUCAACUACGAGGUUUUGGGGUUCUCCACCUCACUUGGCAGACUUGCCAUGAUGGCUUUUAUCCUGAAUGCACUUUCUUGUGCCAUAGGCUUGCUGUAUUUCAUUCGGCGAGGAAAGCAGUGCUUGGAUUUCACAGUCACCAUUCACUUUUUCCACCUGCUGGGCUGCUGGAUUUACAACGCGCACUUUCCAACUGCUUUGACGUGGUGGCUUGUACAUACUGUGUGCACGGCACUCAUGGCUGUGAUUGGGGAAUACCUUUGUAUGCGAACAGAACUGAAGGAGAUCCCAUUAAAUUCAACCCCCAAAUCCAACGUAUAGACCCUCGGAAGAUGCUGUUUCUCUCUCUCUCUCUUCCCCACGGCUUCCUCAUCUUGGUGCUAACACAGGAUACGUGAGAAUGUUUUUGAAGCAACCCAGCAUGUCUGUUCUAACUUUUAAAUAAUCUUGCGUGAAAGGUUUGUGAUGCAUCCAUGGGUACAACAUGGGACAAAUCAGAUUUUGAUAAAGCACACUUUGUUGCUUGGGUAGACACACCCAUUUUGCCCAUGCAGCUCAGAACAGAUUCAGCGUUGGACAACAAAGCAACAGGAGCUGGACUGCUUUUGUGAGAUGAACACUGGGUUGCCGGAACUGGAACUGUCAUUUUCUUCAAUAUGGACAAUACCCAGGCAGUUGACUUCACGCAAUGCACAAUAAAAGCUCCAUUCUGCUCCCUCCCCAGUACAUCUCGUAUCUAUUUUCCUUCCAACUGUCUUUUGAAAUUUAAAAAUAAAUAAAUCAAGGAGAUCAGACAAAGUAGGAAGUAUUUCUCACUUGGCUGCUGUGAUUAUAGAACGUUUGGCUAAAGGUGAAGAGGAAAGUGACAAUAUUUAUUGGAUUGUAGAGACUGAUUUUUGGCAAAGCAAAUAAAGACUGUCAUUGUCCAUUGCAGUUUUGCAGCUUAUUGAUCAGGCAGGGUUAUCCUGUUAUUUUAUAUGGCAACAGGAGGAAAGAGAGCCAUCAGACAGGAAUAUCGUCCGGGAAGUCACAUCAUCGAAACUUCAAACCUACCAUCUUCAAGGGAAAAAAUGGCAUGCAGCAAGUUGGCCCGCCGGCCAACAAAGAGGGCUAGCUGUGGGCUGAAAUGCUUCAGAUGGGCCUUCUUGUUUAUAGUAUUACCAUGAAUGUACUUCCUUUUCUCUGAUCAUCAGAUUCUAGUAUUUAUAAUCAAGGACACUGUCCUUUUUUGUUAUAGGAGGCUGUGUUGGCAUAUAAAGAACAGCACUAUUAAUGAGUUUUUUAACUGAACCAGAUUAAGAGAAAUAUGCAGCUUCCGAUGUCUCCUACGCACAGAGGCCUGAGUGCCCCUGUCAUACACAGUCAAAACUCUCCUAUUUAAAAAGGGAUGGGAGGUUUGGAAGAGAGAGUUAAUCUGUAACAGCCUGUUGCAGCUGUCAAUGGAACUAUGGGUUUUUCACAAUGAACUUAUUUUCAGACAUGCCACUGAGCCUUUCUUUGUACAUAAAUAUUUGUUGGUGGUAUUGGUUUGUAUAAGUUAUAUUGGUAAGUUAAUGCUUGGUUUGUAAUGGUUAGGGGGAUAAUUUUGCAUAUAGAACUCGAUAAACCGUCUCUCAAAAGCU